AUGGACUGCCGGGUGUGCAUGGCGGGCGGUGACGUGUGGAUGAGGGGUCAGAUCGGAGGGAAUUUCAGCCAUGAGAGCGAGCACGACCUCGCUUUAAUGGUCACAGAUUUCUGGGAAAAUGGUAGCGCCGGAGCUGAGUCUUGGUGCAGCAGCGACAGCGAUUCUGCUCUUUCCGAUCUCGCUCACCUCGCUGAUAAAAUUCCGUUUUACAAGCGCUCAGUGGCUCAGUACGAAAAGGACUUGACGUCAGUGGUUCAUUCUCUUAUACUGUCUAUCAGUGAGAACGAUCUUCAUUUUGUGAAGUCAGGUCCAUGCAAUGCCAGCUGCCUCAAGUUUUCUCUGGUUAAGCUUCUGAGGCUUUCUGGUUAUGAUGCUGCCGUGUGUGUGGCAAGAUGGCAGGGCAGUGGCAAGGUCCCUGGAGGGGAUCAUGAAUAUAUUGAUGUGGUCAACUACAACAAUUCGGGGAGCUCGGAGCGUCUCAUCAUUGACCUUGAUUUCCGAAGCCACUUUGAAAUAGCUAGAGCUGUUCACUCGUAUGAUAGAAUAUUGAAUUCACUACCGGUUGUUUAUGUGGGCUCCUUGACUAGGAUGAAACAGUUUCUUCAAGUUAUGGUUGAAGCUGCUAGAUCUUCCCUGAAGCAGAACUCAAUGCCUCUACCUCCAUGGAGAUCACUUGCUUAUUUGCAAGCGAAAUGGCAGUCACCCUACCAGAGAGAGUUUAAUCUAGAUGAAGAGAAUGCUAAUGGUGCCUACUCUUCUGACCACAAGCAAUGUAGUGGACAGUUGAAGAUGCUGCAGUCUCUGCUUCAGUCUGAAAUUGAAACAGAUAGAAUGUUGAAGCCCAUAAACAAUGAUCAUAUUAGGAGACACAAGCCUGAUAGGCGGAGGCACUCUUUGUUCAGGACUCAUUGA
This is a messenger RNA of Prunus armeniaca (apricot), 912 nucleotides long. The record is from the annotation of a GenBank genome assembly. Lineage: Eukaryota; Viridiplantae; Streptophyta; Magnoliopsida; Rosales; Rosaceae.